GAGUUCGGUUGCUAUUGCACUGGGUAGGAGUUCGUCCACACCAGCCUGCGGUGUCAGGCCGAUGCAGUGGGUAGCUAGGAGCUCGUCCGCACCGUCGUCCCGUACCGGGAGUUGCUGGCCACCACCGCCGCCGCCGUGUCGCACUGCGCGCUAGUCUUAUUUUUUGAAUGUGUUAAUUUGAUCCAUACCACUGCAAUUUUACCUAUUCAGAAAAAUACCAUUAUAAUUCGCCUAUUCGUAACCGUGUCAUUCCAAUUUUACUAAAUUAAAACUAUGCCACUGACGUCACCUUUUCUAUCCAUCCUCUCCAUUUCCGUCUUCUUCCUUCCUUCUCCAUCUUCUUCGUGGCCAUCGCGCCAUGGCCGACACAGCUAGAGGCGGCGUGAGGUCGGCGCAAGGGCGGUAACCGGCGGUGGCGGCGGAGAAGGAGGAGCAACAAUGGGGGCGGCGCGAGGGCGGCUGCGGCGGCGGCAAUUGGCGGCGGCGGUGGGAGCAACGACGGGGCGGCCGGAGUUCGCCCUCAUGCCGCCGUGCGACCGUUUGCCCCGGUCGACCUCGACCCAGAUCCGGCGGCCGCUGUCCUCCUACGCGACGCCCCGGUCUACCUCUCUGUGCACCGACGACAGUGAUGUCGGCUGUGGACGAGGAGCAGCAAUGGGGGCGGGGCGGCGGGAUUAGCGAUGGGGGCGGCCCCUGGUUGACCUCGACUCCGAUCCGGCUGUGGACGGGGAGCGACUGGGGUGACCGGAGUUCGUUGCCACUGCCUGGCACAGAUCUCGGUCCGUGCCGGGCGCAGCCUUGCCGUGCGCCAGCGGCAGUCGGUCGCGGCCAGCUCCUCCUCCUCGGCGCUCGCGCCGCCCUGCUCCUUCUCCUGCGCUCGGACGAGGCGGUCGAGGUGGCCGUCGGCCUCGAGGCAGACCAUGAGGGCGCGGAGGCGGUCCUGGCUCUCCAUCUCGCGCUCGCCGAAGAGCGUGACGGGCUCACCGAGGCGGCGGAGGCGCGCCCGCACGGCGAAGUCGUUGGUAGGCACGGCCAUGGCGAAGGUGCGGCGGCGCUGGAGCAGCUCCUGCACCACGCGCUCAUGGCGCUCCCGCGCAGCACGGUGGUCAUCGGAGACCUCGUACUCAGCCUCACCGCCGCCCCCUCCUCCUCCCGCCGCGGAGGUAGAGGCGACGGCGACGGCGGCUGCCGAGGCAGGCGUAAGGCUCGCGGAGGAGAGACUGGGAUGGGGGCGAUGGGCAGGGGCACGGGGAGGGGAGCCAUGGUAGGCACGGCCAUGGUGAGGCUGACGGCGGGCGCGCCAUGCCUGCACCAGCGUGGCGGCGGCGCGGGCCUUGUUCCGCGCAGCGAGCGGGUGGACGGGCGACGCCUCCGCCGCCAGGUAGGCCAAGAACGCCGGCGCCGAGUAGAUCCCCGCCGCCGCCAGCGAGCGCCGCGUGCCAUACGUCCGGCUCCUGGCGCUAACCUUGCCGAAGUGAACAACAGUGAAAGAAGACGGAAAAGGCAGGGGGGAGGAUGGAAACGCGACGGCAGUGGCAUAUCACCAAUUUUGAAAAAUUCUAGUGGCAUGGUUAUCAAUACACAAAUUAUAAUAGCAUUUUUCUAAAUAGGCAAAAUUGCAGUGGCAUGGAUCAAAUUAACCCUUUUUAAUAAGACGAACGGUCAAACA
Oryza sativa Japonica Group (Japanese rice) is the source of this 1669-nucleotide messenger RNA. Lineage: Eukaryota; Viridiplantae; Streptophyta; Magnoliopsida; Poales; Poaceae. The record is from RefSeq and is a predicted model, not a curated record.